AUGUAUAUAUGUAUAUAUGUAUAUAUCUUUUUAUACUUCCUUAGUAUUUUACUUAGUAUUUUACUUAGUAUUUUACUUAGUAUUUUACUUAGUAUUUUACUUCCUAUAUCCUUAUUAGAUGUACCUACUUUAUACUAUUACCUAUAUGCUAUUCUUAUCCCUUUAUACUAUACUAUUCUAUUCCUCUUAUACUAUUCUUAUCCCUUUAUACCUUUAUAUUCUUAUACUUUUAUACUUUUAUACUUUUAUACCUAUAACCAUUUAUACCUUUAUACCUUUAUACCUUUAUACCUUUAUACUUUAUACUAUUUCCUCUUAUACCACCUAUUCUUAUUAUAA
Messenger RNA from Entamoeba dispar SAW760, 339 nucleotides. RefSeq lists its product as uncharacterized. The record is from RefSeq and is a predicted model, not a curated record. The coding region runs from base 1 to 339 and encodes 112 amino acids. The transcript has a single exon. NCBI's taxonomy places the organism in Eukaryota, Evosea, Mastigamoebida, Endamoebidae.